GCUCAGCCUCCACAGAACUUCCUUUCUUGCAUCCGUAUUUUUCUCCUCCUCACUUUCGCGGGCUCCGGGCAGGUCUUGGGGAACAAGGAGAGCGCGGGGCAGGGCCAGGGCGCCCGCGCCGGGCGAGUCGCUCGGCCGGGGCCGGGGGCCCGAACGCGCGCGGCGAGCGGCGUGGACUUGGGCCGCGAUGGCGUGGGCCUGGCUCAGGUGGGGGCUCCUGCUCUGGGCAGGACUGCUCGCGUCGUCGGCGCACGGCCGGGUGAGGAGGAUCACGUACUUGGUGCGCCCGGGCCCCGGCCUGGCAGCGGGCGCCUUGCCUCUGGGUGGGCCCCCGCGUCCGCGGACCUUCAACGUCGCGCUCAACGCCAGGUACAGCCGCAGUUCUGCGGGCGCCGGCGCCCCUCUGGAGCGGACCCGGCGCACCAGCAAGCCCGGAGGCGCGGCCCUGCAGGGGCUCCGGCCGCCGCCCGAGCCGGCGCGUCCCGGGGGCCCCGGGGGGCAGCCACAGCCUAAGCCCGGCGGUCACCCGGCGGCCGCCCCGUUCGCCAAACAAGGCAGGCAAGUGGUGCGCUCCAAAGUGCCGCAGGAGACUCGGAGCGGCGGGGGCUCUCGGCUGCAGGUUCAGCAGAAGCAGCAGCUGCAGGGGGUGAAUGUCUGUGGAGAGCAGUGCUGCCAUGGCUGGAGUAAGGCCCCUGGCUCCCAGAGAUGCACCAAACCAAACUGUGUUCCGCCAUGCCAGAAUGGAGGGAUGUGUCUCCGACCUCAACUCUGUGUGUGCAAGCCAGGGACAAAGGGCAAAGCCUGUGAGACAACAGCCAUUCAAGAUACCUUGUCCACUGCAGUCUCUGGAGGGCAGGACCCCGGGGCUGCUUCCAGUUUGGUCUCUCCUGAGCAAGCAUCAAAGCACACUUCAUCUAAGAAGGUAGACACUCUACGAAGAGUCAGCCCUGUGGCCCAGAUGACCCUGACCCUCAAGCCAAAGCCUUCAGUAGGACUCUCCCAGCAGAUACAUUCUCAAAUGACGCCCCUUUCCUCACAGAAUGUGAUGAUUCAUCAUGGCCAGACCCAGGAAUACGUGAUGAAGUCCAAGUACUUUCCUGCCCAGAAGGUGAUUUCGGGAGAGCAGUCCACUGAAGGCUCAUUCCCCUUAAGCUAUGGGCAGGAUCCAGGAGUGGCACCUUUCCAGUUGAGUAACCACACUGGCCGCAUCAAGGUGGUCUUUACUCCGAGCAUCUGUAAAGUGACCUGCACCAAGGGCAGCUGUCAGAACAGCUGUGAGAAGGGGAAUACCACCACUCUCAUUAGUGAGAAUGGUCACGCUGCCGACACACUGACGGCCACGAACUUCCGAGUGGUAAUUUGCCAUCUUCCAUGUAUGAAUGGUGGCCAGUGCAGUUCAAGGGACAAAUGCCAGUGCCCUCCAAACUUCACAGGGAAGCUUUGUCAGAUCCCAGUCCACGCAGCUGGUGUGCCUAAACCUUAUCAGCAGUCCCAGCAGUCAGGCAAGGCGUUGGGAACACGUGUUGUCCACUCUACACAUACUUUGCCUCUGACCAUGACUAGCCAGCAAGGAGUCAAAGUGAAAUUCCCUCCCAACAUUGUCAAUAUCCAUGUGAAGCACCCUCCUGAGGCUUCAGUCCAGAUACAUCAGGUUUCUAGAAUCGAUGGCCCGACAGGCCAGAAGGUGAAAGAAACUCAACCAGGGCAAUCUCAAAUGCCUCAUCAAGAGCACCCCGUUCAGAAGACCCAGACAGUACAUUCCACAUACUCCCACCAGCAGGUCAUUCCUCACAACUAUCCUGUAACUGCUAAGACACAACUUGGCCGGUGCUUCCAGGAAACCAUUGGAUCACAGUGUGGCAAACCGCUCCCUGGCCUGUCAAAGCAAGAAGACUGCUGUGGGACCGUAGGCACCUCCUGGGGCUUUAAUAAAUGCCAGAAAUGCCCCAAGAAGCCUGCUUAUCAGGGGUAUAACCAAAUGAUGGAAUGUCUGCAAGGUUAUAAGCGCGUUAACAACACCUUUUGUCAAGAUAUUAAUGAAUGCCAGCUACAAGGGGUGUGCCCUAAUGGUGAGUGUUUGAAUACCAUGGGCAGCUAUAGAUGUACCUGCAAAAUUGGAUUUGGGCCAGAUCCUACCUUUUCGAAUUGCAUUCCGGAUACCCCUGUGAUUUCUGAAGAGAAAGGGCCCUGUUACCGACUUGUCAGUUCCGGAAGGCAGUGUAUGCACCCUCUGUCUGUACACCUCACCAAGCAGCUCUGCUGUUGUAGUGUUGGCAAAGCCUGGGGCCCACACUGUGAGAAAUGUCCCCUUCCAGGCACAGCUGCUUUUAAGGAAAUCUGUCCUGGUGGAAUGGGUUAUACAGUUUCUGGCGUUCAUAGACGCAGGCCAAUCCAUCACCAUGUAGGUAAAGGACCUGUAUUUGUCAAGCCAAAGAACACUCAACCUGUUGCUAAAAGUACUCAUCCUCCACCUCUCCCAGCCAAGGAAGAGCCAGUGGAGGCCCUGACCUUCUCCCAGGAACACAGGCCAGGAGUGGCGGAGCCAGAAGUGGCAACUGCACCACCUGAGAAGGAAAUACCUUCAUUGGAUCAAGAGAAAACCAAACCUGAAUCUGGUCAACCCCAGCUCUCUCCAGGGGUUUCAACUAUUAACCUGCACCCACAAUUUCCAGUAGUGAUUGAGAAAACAUCACCUCCUGUGCCAGUAGAAGUAGCUCCUGAAGCUUCUACGUCAAGUGCCAGCCAAGUGAUUGCACCUACUCAAGUAACUGAAAUCAACGAAUGUACUGUGAACCCUGAUAUCUGUGGAGCAGGUCACUGCAUUAACCUGCCAGUGAGGUACACCUGUAUAUGUUACGAAGGCUACAGGUUCAUUGAGCAACAGAGGAAAUGUGUGGAUAUCGAUGAGUGUACUCAGGUCCAGCACCUCUGCUCCCAGGGACGCUGUGAAAACACUGAGGGAAGUUUCUUGUGUAUUUGCCCAGCAGGAUUUAUGGCCAAUGAGCAGGGCACUAACUGCAUAGAUGUUGAUGAGUGCUUGCGGCCAGAUGUAUGUGGGGAAGGGCACUGCGUCAACACCAUGGGGGCCUUCCAGUGUGAAUACUGCGACAGUGGGUACCGCAUGACCCUCACAGGCAAUUGCGAGGAUAUUAAUGAAUGUUUGACUCCAAGUACUUGCCCAGAUGAGCAGUGUGUGAAUUCUCCAGGAUCCUAUCAGUGCAUUCCAUGCACAGAAGGAUUCAGAGGCUGGAAUGGACAAUGCCUUGAUGUGGAUGAAUGCCUGGAACCAAACGUCUGCAUAAAUGGUACUUGUUCCAACCUUGAAGGCUCUUACAUGUGUUCAUGCCACCAAGGCUACAGCCCAACUCCGGACCGCAAGCACUGUAAAGAUAUCGAUGAAUGCCAGCAAGGGAAUCUAUGCAUAAGUGGGCAAUGUAAAAACACCGAGGGCUCCUUCAGGUGUACUUGUGGGCAGGGGUAUCAGCUGUCAGCAGCGAAAGACCAGUGUGAAGAUAUUGAUGAAUGCCAGCACCGUCAUCUCUGCACUAAUGGGCAGUGUAGGAACACAGAGGGGUCCUUCCGGUGUGUUUGUGACCAGGGUUACAGAGCAUCUGCCCUUGGAGACCGUUGUGAAGAUAUCAACGAAUGCCUGGAGGACAGUCAUAUUUGCCAGGGAGGAGACUGCAUUAACACGGCAGGGUCUUAUAAUUGUACUUGUCCAAAUGGAUUCCAGCUAAAUGACAAUAAAAGAUGUCAAGAUAUGAAUGAAUGUGAACAACCGGAGCUCUGUGGUCCUUAUGGGGAGUGUCUAAACACAGAUGGCUCUUUUCAGUGUGUCUGUGAGCAGGGGUUCUCCAUCUCUGCAGAUGGCACCACAUGUGAAGAUAUUAAUGAAUGUGUAAACAACACUGUUUGUGACAGUCACGGGUUUUGUGAUAAUACGGCUGGCUCCUUCCGCUGCCUUUGUUAUCAGGGCUUUCAGGCCCCACAGGAUGGGCAAGGGUGUGUGGAUGUGAACGAAUGUGAACUGCUCAGUGGCGUGUGUGGCGAAGCCUUCUGUGAAAACGUGGAGGGGUCCUUUCUGUGUGUUUGCGCAGAUGAAAACCAGGAGUAUAGCCCCAUGACUGGUCAGUGCCGCUCCCGGGCCCCUGAAGAUUUAGAUGUAGAUCAACCGGAAGAAGAAAAGAAAGAAUGCUACUAUAAUCUAAAUGACGCCAGUCUCUGUGAUAACGUCCUGGCCCCCAAUGUCACGAAACAGGAGUGCUGCUGUACCUCUGGUGCUGGGUGGGGUGAUAACUGUGAGAUCUUCCCCUGUCCGGUUUUGGGGACUGCUGAAUUCACUGAAAUGUGUCCUAAGGGGAAAGGUUUUGUCCCCACUGGAGAAUCCGCUCAUGGAGUUGGUGGCCAGAACUAUAAAGAUGCGGAUGAAUGCUCACUCUUUGGACAAGAAAUCUGCAAAAAUGGCUUCUGUUUGAACACUCAGCCUGGUUAUGAAUGCUACUGUAAGCAAGGGACAUACUAUGACCCUGUUAAAUUACAAUGCUUUGAUAUGGAUGAAUGUCAGGACCCCAGCAGUUGUAUUGAUGGCCAGUGUGUUAAUACAGAAGGUUCUUAUAACUGUUUCUGUACCCAUCCAAUGGUCCUGGAUGCUUCAGAAAAGAGAUGUAUACAGCCAGCUGAAUCAAACGAACAAAUUGAAGAAACCGAUGUCUACCAAGAUCUGUGCUGGGAACAUCUAAGUGAUGAGUAUGUGUGUAGCCGACCACUUGUUGGCAAGCAGACGACCUACACAGAGUGUUGCUGUUUAUAUGGAGAGGCCUGGGGCAUGCAGUGUGCCCUCUGCCCCAUGAAAGAUUCAGAUGACUAUGCCCAGCUGUGUAACAUUCCCGUUACGGGACACCGGCGGCCAUAUGGACGGGAUGCCUUGGUUGACUUCAGUGAGCAGUAUGCUCCAGAAGCCAAUCCCUACUUCACUCAAGACCCCUUUCUAAAUAGCUUUGAGGAGUUACAGGCUGAGGAAUGUGGCAUCCUCAAUGGGUGUGAGAAUGGCCGCUGUGUGAGGGUGCAGGAGGGUUACACCUGUGAUUGCUUCGAUGGCUAUCACUUGGAUAUGACCAAGAUGACCUGUGUCGAUGUAAACGAGUGCGACGAGUUGAACAACCGGAUGUCUCUCUGCAAGAAUGCCAAGUGCAUUAACACAGAAGGUUCCUACAAGUGUUUGUGUCUGCCAGGCUACGUACCUUCUGACAAGCCAAACUACUGCACCCCGUUGAAUACUGCCAUGAAUUUAGAAAAGGACAGUGAUGUAGAGUAAAAGAGAAUCUACAUAACCUAAGCCCAUAUACUCUGCACUGUGUAAAGGAAAAGGGAGAAUUGUAUUAUACUUGAGACACUGCAUCUAACCCUGAAUGUUGGAAAUAUGGAAACAGCAUGGAGUUCGCAUCCUUAGAAGAAAAGGAGAGGAUUUAGUAUGAGCCUGACUCAUGCGGCAGACCAAAUGACAUUUCUCUGAAGAACCAGUAUAGGUAGUCUGUUCAUAUGUAAAAUUCAGUGGAUAUGAGGGGGAACAGUGCUGUUAUUUCAAACAGAAAGUUGUAUUAUUGUGUUGUUUUCAUUUUUAUUAUAGCUUGAUUAAAUCUGGCAGUUAAACAGUG
Molecule: messenger RNA, 5654 nt
Organism: Loxodonta africana (African savanna elephant)
Lineage: Eukaryota; Metazoa; Chordata; Mammalia; Proboscidea; Elephantidae
Gene: LTBP1
Product: latent transforming growth factor beta binding protein 1
Exons: 34
Coding region: 188-5314 (1708 amino acids)
Molecular function (GO): calcium ion binding
Source: RefSeq, a predicted model, not a curated record